Messenger RNA from Glycine soja, 1289 nucleotides. Its product is annotated as molybdopterin synthase catalytic subunit-like. Gene Ontology annotation, molecular function: molybdopterin synthase activity. NCBI's taxonomy places the organism in Eukaryota, Viridiplantae, Streptophyta, Magnoliopsida, Fabales, Fabaceae. Bases 458 to 964 code for a protein of 168 amino acids. Gene Ontology annotation, biological process: Mo-molybdopterin cofactor biosynthetic process. The record is from RefSeq and is a predicted model, not a curated record. The transcript has a single exon. Gene Ontology annotation, cellular component: cytosol.
CACUAAUUGUUUCAUGUUAAAUUCCUAGGAUAUACUACUACACAACUCCUUCAUAGUUGCCUAUCUGCCACAGCCAAUAUGCUUUUUAAAAAAAAAAAAGAAUUUGAUGCAUUAUUUUGGUAGUGUUACAAUUGAAUGUGUAGAUUUUAUUUUACUUCUGAAUUAUUUUUUACAAGUCUUUUAUAUAAAAUUUCAGAGCUUGGUCUUUUAUAUGAAGGGUCCUAGCCAUAUUUAUGUGACUUGACCCUUUUUUUUAAUUUGCUUUUUUGUAUGGUAUAAGUCUUUUGAUGUUGACGUUAUAACCUGAUAUUGCACAAGAUUCACCAUGGCAACUAUGAGAGGCUGUAAUCGAUUUGAAGGAUGAACCACUGGACUUGUCUAUAAUUUUUGAAGGAGGAAAGGGUUGUAACAACAGAUUUUUGUUCCAUCAUCAUAUUAUCUGAACUUCUGGUAGAAAAUGGCAGCUGAAGAUGAUAGGAAUCUUGUCGAAAUCAUGGAAACCCUGAAUCCAAUAGAUGUUGCUAAAUACAUGAAUUUUGUUGGUGCCCCCCAAGCUGGUGCUAUAGCUACAUUUUCAGGCACAACUCGCGACACCUUUGAAGGAAAAACAGUCGUGGAGUUGAGAUACGAAGCUUAUGUUCCAAUGGCAAUACGCUGUAUCAAGUCAAUCUGUUCAUCUGCUAGAGCAUCCUGGAACAUACACUCUGUUGCUGUUGCUCAUCGUCUAGGCACAGUGCCUGUUGGUGAAACAAGUGUCUUCGUUGCUGUCUCGUCUGUCCACCGGGCUGAUGCGUUGGAGGCUUGUAGAUUUUUGAUAGAUGAGAUAAAAGCACAAGUUCCUAUUUGGAAAAAGGAGGUCUAUUCAAAUGGGGAGGCUUGGAAGGAGAACAGUGAGUUCCUAGAGAGGAGGUCUGAGCUUGGUAACAAGAAUGCAGCUUGCUGUGGGAAAAAAUGCAGAAAUUAAAGAGCACAACAAAAAGUCUUGCUGUAGGACCAAGGUUCGGGCUGAUGACGAAUGUAGCUAGAACUAGUAUCAAUGUUGGGGAUCAAAUAUACAAGAGGGUAAUUGCAAUUGUUGUAGUUUGAAGAAUAUGCCCUUUUUCCUCCCUUUGCAUUUGUCCAAUCAGUUGAUAAGAUUGUAUUUUAGCUUUGAAGUCAAUAAGUUUGCCUAUUGAGAUAGAUAGGCUACUUUGAUAUCUCAUUCUGCCCUUUUUUUAGUUUAUUGUGAACAAAGGUGAUAAUGACAUAUUGACAGCAAGAGUUUUAUUAGAAGUUAAUUCCAAGACGUA